CCUAUUCCACACUCGGUAUGAUUCUGAAUUAUGAUUAUAAAAAGAAAACUUAUUCCCCAAUUUUCUGUUCUUUCUCACUUGAAAGAACAGAAAUUUAAUUCUCCAGCUGAUUCAUAGUCUCACAAAAAUCUUAGUUUUCGAUUUUUCCCAGGUCAGGGUUCUUAGUCCACCUCUGCUCAAAGGUUUGAUUCACUUUUACCCUCUCCCGUUGAAAUUUUAGGGUUUAAGGAAAAUUUGCUUGUGGAGGUGGAAGCUUUGCUGGGGUAAAAAUAAAAUUACAGUGACAGAGAUCAUCAUGGGUUCUGUAUGUUGCUGUUUCGGCGUCUCCGAUGAUGAUUCCUCGGAUUCUGCUAGUAGUUUCUGCUGUUUGAAUUUUCGAUUCGAAGAUUUUCUGCUUAAGUAUGAGGCUUUAUUUGGUGGUGAGGAAACCCAAGAUGUCGACUUAGCGGAUUCCGAGGACAUAAUAAUACCACAAAACAAUGGCGACUCAAGAUCUCCUCCAGCACACCAAGAAAUUGGAACCGGGAAAUUGGAGAAAGGCUCGAGCCAUUUACACGUGCGAAAUGUUGACAAUGCUGAUCUCAAACUGCUUCGAGAACUCAUAAAACGUGAAAACAAACUCGAAGCUGACGAAACAAAGGACUAUAUUGCCCCUUACAAACACUUGUUUUCGGAUGUUGAAACCGAGUAUCAUUGCCCUUUGCAAGAAGAUGAGGAUGUCUGCCCAACUUGCCUCGAAGAGUAUACUAUUGAAAACCCCAAAAUUAUCACAAAGUGUUCUCACCAUUACCACCUGAGCUGCAUAUAUGAGUGGCAGGAAAGGAGUGAAACAUGUCCCUUUUGUGGUGCGGUGAUGGAAUUUGAGGAGACAAGUUGAUGAUUACAAGGCAUGCUGAAUUGAAGAACAAUUAAUUUGAAUAUAUGCCCAAAUGCUCUUUAUUUAUUUACAAGUUUUUUUUUCCUUUUAACUUUAUGCAAGAAUUACUCAAGGUGGGAUAAAGAUGUAAAUGAGUUUUAACAAACUUGCAUUGGAAUUAGGUUUGAACCUGCCACAAAUUACUGUCCCAAAAUAAAACUCUUGUGUCAAU
This is a messenger RNA of Cuscuta campestris, 1088 nucleotides long. Lineage: Eukaryota; Viridiplantae; Streptophyta; Magnoliopsida; Solanales; Convolvulaceae. The record is from the annotation of a GenBank genome assembly.